AUGGUCCGCAGACCGAGCUGUCAGUGCGGCGGCGGCUCAAGCCGCGCCAGCCCCAGCACCGCUGAGCAGUGCCCCCAGACCCCGGCGCCAGCUGGGGGCGGGAAUGUCUCAUCCAAACCCGGGGCGCCCCCCCAGCCAGCUGUCUGCGCCAGAGGCGGUUUCCCAAAGGAUGCUGGCGAUGGAGCUGCGGAACCCUGACCGUUCCCGAGCCCGUGGCCCUGCGCUCUCUCCCUCCAGGGGGCUGGUGGCUGGACGCUGAACAACUGCCUUCAGUAACGGACCAGUCUUCACUGGCAGCGGCUGGAACUUGGCCCUCAGCCUGGGGUGGCAGCUCUGCUAGCGGCUGGGUUCACUCCUUCCUGGCUGAUGCAGUGCUGAGCUCUGAAAUGUAGCCGAGGAACACCAGCCUGAUGACCGGAGCUGGGCAGGCCAGCAGUGCUCGCCAGAGUGGUCUGGCCUGCUUCCGGGGACCCAGGUGGUGUUACACGUCCAUUUCAUGCUUUGGGGGCUCCAAGUCCCACACAACACUUUCAGCAGAGCCUUGAUUAAAAGGAAGCCUGCAGACUC
Molecule: messenger RNA, 567 nt
Organism: Myotis brandtii (Brandt's bat)
Lineage: Eukaryota; Metazoa; Chordata; Mammalia; Chiroptera; Vespertilionidae
Product: chromosome unknown open reading frame, human C1orf122
Exons: 2
Coding region: 1-198 (65 amino acids)
Source: RefSeq, a predicted model, not a curated record